Caenorhabditis angaria is the source of this 1266-nucleotide messenger RNA. NCBI's taxonomy places the organism in Eukaryota, Metazoa, Nematoda, Chromadorea, Rhabditida, Rhabditidae. The record is from the annotation of a GenBank genome assembly.
AUGAAUGAUAUCGAGAUGUUUUCUUCCAGUAGCAGUAGUGAAUACGAUGAUUCUGAAGAUGAAUACAAAAUUGAAAAGAAAUCAACUUUGCGGAAGAGAAGAGUUUCAGAUGUGAGUUUGAAAGAAAAUAUAUGAUUUUGUGAGGUUUCGAGUAAUCCAAACAAACUUUGAAACUAGAUUGAAUGACAAAAUCCAGAUUCGCGAUUCGCGCGCAAAAUUUUUUUUUUUGAAAAAAUAACCUUGGCCGAGUUUUUUUCUGGCCGAAUUGUUCGGAAACUCGUCCAAUGUUUGAAAAAUUAUUUUUCUUUUUUGUUCGCUCGAAUUGCUUUUUGCGCUGUAAAUUGUCAAAAAUGCUUGAAGUCUUGAAUAUAAUAAUUUCAGAGUGAUGAAGGUGAAGGAACAUCAAAAAGGAAGAAGUUGCGAAGAAAUGUUCGAGAGAAGGAAUCGAGAAAAAGUGCUGAAAAGAUAGAAGAUAAAAAUGGUCAAAGCCAAGACUUUUUUCCGCGAAAUCAUGACGCUGAUGAAGAAACGAGAAUGGUCUUGAAUGCAUAUUUGGUGAGUUUCUUAAUUUUUGAAUUUCCGAAAAACCUAUGAGAUUUUUUAGAGUAAAAAGAAAUCGAAAAAGUCGAAAAAGCCAACUUCCGGAAGUUCCUCGAAAUCAGAUGACGAAUCGAAUCUGUUUGCUGACAAGUUAGCUGGUUCCAGGUAAUUUUGAAAUGAGAAUUUAUGUAUAUGGUAUAUAAAUUUGAAAUUUUUAGGUCAAUUCAAGAAUUCGCACCGAAUCGUAAAACAAUCUACCAAAGUUAUCAUCCAAACAUGAUUGAUCAGAAUGGGAAUAACAAGACGCCAUCUUUUAUGAUUUGGAAACAGCCGUUCAAAAGCCUCGUUCAUCAAAAGAAUGUUUCUGAUGUCAAUGAAACUGUCAAGAACAUUGUCCAGAAGAAAAUCAAACAGCGAUUGGAAAUCCGCAAAAAUAGUGAGUUUUUUAUUGAAAAAAAAUGAGUUUUUUUAUUUGAAUAUUUUCUAGAUCUAUUGGCAGACUUCAUGGCAAAAUAUAAAGCUCGUGUUCCAUGUGAAAAUCCAAUAAAUCAAGUUUCCGAUGCUCGUGCGAUUUCAAAUGAGGACAAAGAAGCAAUAGAAGAACCGGAAGAGAUUGUAGAAAAUGAGGGAGAAUAUGAAAUUGAUGACUAUGAGCAAGAUUUGCAAGCGGAAGAUGAUGAGGACGAGGAGGCAGGUUCGUAUUGUACAGAUAAUUUUUAUUGGUGA